AUGGCAACUGCCAUGAAGAAGGUCGAGAAGAUCCGUCAAAUAGUGCGCCUCAAGCAGCUCGUGAUGCGCUGGAAGUUCAUGAGCCUCCGUCGCUCUGUCGUCUCCUACGACAACUCCAUCGCCCUCCCUCCUCUCGGAUUAAACCGGCGCAUUCCCUCCGGUUUCUUGGCGGUCUACGUAGGGCCGGAAAGAAUCCGGUUUGUGAUCCCUGCCCGAUUCGUGAACCUCCCAGUCUUCGUCGGAUUGCUGAAGAAGGCCGAGGAGGAGUUGGGAUUCCAGAGCAAUGGAGGGUUGGUCUUGCCUUGCGAGGUUGUGUUUUUCAAGGAGAUGUUGCGGUUUCUGGAGAAAGAUGAGAGUAGGUUUGGACGGUUGGGAUUGGACGAGUUGUUGAAGGUGGUAUCUGAAGUAGGUUUUGUUGAUUCGUGCAAGGACUCGGCGAGGAAUGCUGGUGCGAAGAAUUCGGGUUGCCAUGCCUUCACUCCUCUCCUGCAGAGAUAG
This is a messenger RNA of Pyrus x bretschneideri (Chinese white pear), 498 nucleotides long. Its product is annotated as auxin-responsive protein SAUR50-like. NCBI's taxonomy places the organism in Eukaryota, Viridiplantae, Streptophyta, Magnoliopsida, Rosales, Rosaceae. Bases 1 to 498 code for a protein of 165 amino acids. The record is from RefSeq and is a predicted model, not a curated record. The transcript has a single exon. Gene Ontology annotation, biological process: response to auxin.